UAAAACAUCGAAUCUGACUGCUACAAAAAAAAAAAGUUUUUUGUUAGUUACGGUGUCAUACCUCAAGUUAUUACUUUUUCACCAUAUAUGUAUUUUUUUUUAAAGUAGCUUUUACGGUUGUUUUCGGUAGAUUUAAUGGUUUGGGGUCUUUGUCCACGACCAGUUUGAGUUGUUAUCCUGAUUCUUUCUUUCAGGCGUAGAAGAAAUGCGCAUUUUCCGUCUGUUUUCUUCCUUUGCACCCGGGAAUUAUCCAAAAUGAACGACCACGAUACGAUUAGGCAUCCUGAUUGCUCAAAUGAUGUCUUGGUUCACUUUGCAGAAUCUCUGCACAUAUUUACAGGGUUAUUGACAGUGGCCACUAUAUGUGGUUUUUUUUCUGGAAUCAUAGCUGCAGCCGUUCUGUAUGUGUUUUGCCUGAAGCCUAUGCUUCUAACUCGACAAGGCUAUGAUGCCAGAAGACUGUUUGAGGGAGACGACCAGGAUAGGGACAACAACCACAGUGACUGUGUCAGCAACAGCAAGAAGGGUGUCCAAAGUGCCACUACCAAUGAAAAAGAAAAGAAGCAGCCACCUGUGAACAGCGAUGUGGCUGCAUUUGCAUCACGGGCAAAGGUGGUGUACCCCAUCAACCAGAAAUACAGACCUUUAGCGGAUGGAGCCUCCAACCCCUCACUGCACGAGCACUCCAAGCUGCCUGUCCUCCCCAAUGGAGAGUCCUCGUCGGGCUGUAGCGGGGAUUCACUGAGCCAGGACCAGGACAACGACGACAGCAGCCAGUUCAUCUCCUCCUCACUGGUCCCCAAGAGUCUGCAGAACGAGAGCUUCACCAGGGUGGCCCUCUACCCCCACACGCUCUCUCAAACAGGUUUUGAGGGCAGGAUCAGCCUGUAUUGUCUGGCCCUGCAGGACGUGCAGAUACAUUGUUCACAAGUCCUGGAAGAGAAAUGUGUGCUCUUUCUCCAAAUUCUCAGAAUUAUACUCAGCGGUCGUUUUCCCAAGGAUAAAAAGGAUUCAGAUUUUUUCACCAAUGUUCUUCUCCUGCAAGAAAAGGAACUGGGUUUAUUAAAGAAAGAACUGUCAGUCAGCCUGUUUUCCUGUGAGAGAAACAAAGACCUAGGUUCAGAUCCUUGUACCCUGGAGGAGAUUGAAAGAACUCAGAAAGAUCUACUGCAGCACGCGCUUCAAAUGACCAAGGGCUUUAGCAAGCAGGUGGAGGCCUUCUGCCAAAGUCUCCUGGGCAGGUCCAGUGUUCUCCCCAGAGAUGAGGCCCAGGAUGUCAUCCACACCCUUAUCCAAUGUCUCCUAUUGGUCGAAAACCAGCUAACUGAGACUCAGGCGGCAGACAUGAAGAGGACCCAGGAGAAGCUGCUGUGGUGGGAGGAGCUGAGGGGUGUACUGCAGGCCAAGCCAGCCCUGCUCCAGCAGGAGGUGUCCCUCAGACAGGACCUGGUUGCCCGAGGCCUGGAGCAGCUGACCAGUGAUGGCCACCUGACCUUCGCCACCAUGGAGAAGACCCUGGCCGAGCUGCAGACUGCCCUGACCGAGGGGCUGCAGCACUGCAGCGAAGAAUGCAGGAUAAAGACCAAGGAGAUUGUAUAUGAAAAGUGCAAGAAGAUCGACUCCAAGAAAAAUAAACUCCUGAGGACUCACGCAAAGGAGAGAAGCCGUGUCCUGGAUUCUGCACAGACGCACAGCGACCUGCAGGAAUUUGUGAAGGUGUAUCAGGAGCUGCUUCUGAAGCAGAGGAAGCAGAGCAGUGACUUGGAGCUGCAGCAGGAUGGGAGAGUGGCAGAGGCAGUGUGUGAUCUUUGGAGGAGGCAUCAUGCCACCUGGUCCAAGAAGCUGGGAGAGCUGGCCAAAGACAUCUUCCUAUCUGCUCUCCCUGCUCAGCCCCAGUUGUCCACAAACCAAGGCCAGAGGCUAUGGCUGGAUCUAGAUGGUGACCUGGUUGCACUGCUGCAGCAGGCAGAGUCCAAUACCAAACGGCAACUGGAGGGUGUACAGGCUCAAUUGGAGAAAGAUGGACAGGUAUGGUGUGAGGAAGCGGCCCUGGUGCUGGCCUGCCUCAGACACCUAGGUGAACAGCAGCUGAAGAUCCUUAGAGGCAUGGUGGUCAGACAGAGCUACGUGCUUAACAGCCAUGUGGGGAUGUUGAUUGAGAAGAAACAGCACCUCCUGCUGGUGGCGGUGCAGAGGCACUUUGUGGCCAGACACUUCUGUCUGAGGGUCUUGAAGGAAAUGAGGUUGUCCAAGCUCAAGGUGCUGUCUCAGAGUGACUUCAGGGCCCUGCUGGCUCUAGAGGACCACACCCAGACCACAGUCAGGCCAACGCUCCCCAAAGCCCAGCAUCAGGAAUCCAGUGCCAGUGUUGCCGAGAGGCAUCUGGGCCCGGAGACACUGCUGAUUGGCCACAGCUUCCAGCAGGAGUUCCUGUCGGAGCUAGAGACGGGAGCGGAGCUCCUGCAGGCCAAUGCCCAGCAGCUGGUGGGCCACGCCCUCAGCCAGAGCCUCUGGCAGCAGAUGGACCAGGCCCCUCCCGCUAGGCCCCAGCCUGACCACGGCAGGAAGAGCCAGUUGACGGAGGUAGUGUCAGAGAGUGUGUACGUGACCCGGGAUUCCCUCAGUGCUCUGGUCACCAGCUACUACUCUCAGAUCCAGGACAUCACCAAGGGCCUUCAGCAGCAACACCCUAACAAGGCCAGAGAGGAGUGUGAACGACGAGAGAGCAGCUCUCAGAUGAACAAGGCCAUGCUAAAGGAGCUGGCCAACUGGGGGAGGAAGCCCAUGUCCACCGAGUUCCAUCAGAGGGUUGAACUGCAGAAGAAGAGGAUGUUGGAACAGUAUGACUUGGAGCAGGAGGUUGCGUGUGAAACUCUGAGGAGAAGGAAGUUAGCCCAGGAACAAACCAUGGAGCGAAUCAAAGCACAGUUACAGGAGGCAGAAGAGGCCUUCAUAGCUAAACUAGCUGCCUUAGCUCGGAUUCCAUUACCCGGCAAAGAGCUCAACACUGAGGAUGACUUCAUAGGGGAGGAGGAGAGUCCAACAUUGAAUCCAUCAUUGUGGAAGAGGCGAGAGAGGCGGGAGCAUGAAACUCUGCUCACCAAUCCAACACUUUUAUUUUCAUGACAGGGAGUGUGCAACUGCACACUUUAGGAGACGGGUAGAUAAUUGUAACACAACUAUGUUUAUUACCACCUGAUGGGGUGUUUGUACUGGGCAUUUUUGCAGUUUUCACAUGUAAUAUAACCCUUUUUAAUCCUC
This is a messenger RNA of Salmo salar (Atlantic salmon), 3261 nucleotides long. It is a transcript of the gene evc, whose product is annotated as EvC ciliary complex subunit 1. The record is from RefSeq and is a predicted model, not a curated record. Gene Ontology annotation, biological process: smoothened signaling pathway. Lineage: Eukaryota; Metazoa; Chordata; Actinopteri; Salmoniformes; Salmonidae. Gene Ontology annotation, cellular component: ciliary membrane; plasma membrane protein complex.